Seminavis robusta is the source of this 1879-nucleotide messenger RNA. NCBI's taxonomy places the organism in Eukaryota, Bacillariophyta, Bacillariophyceae, Naviculales, Naviculaceae. The record is from the annotation of a GenBank genome assembly.
CAAAGAUCCAAAAGAUCCAAAGCGGUACCGGUACCGGCAUUCCGGCCUGGAUUUCGAAGAACAAAAACAGCAACAAAGAGCAACAGCAAGAAAGGGCACACUCUAUCACUCCACAAGCAAGCUUCAUCCUUGGAGACAUACAUGCAAUAAUAAGAUGGCAACCUCGGAGGGUGUGAUCCGCCGCAGUAAUGCUGCUAGCAAGAAGCCAGAUAGCAAAUGGAGUCCAGGAGACGAAACGAAGCGACGACGGAAAAAGCGCAAAAAGACACAAUUCGAUGGCCAGUUGAUCAUCCUCGUCCUAUUCGUCGUGCUCAUGGUGGGCGUCUACGGCACUCGCUACCUGUUGUCGUCGUCGACGGAUGAUCCAGUGACCAAAGAAGCACCAAUGGAGAGACGAGUUGUGGAAGAAGAAGAAAAAGAAGAGACACAGAAAAAGCCAGCUCUGCGACAAGAAUCACAACAGCAAGAAUCCACUACCGCCGACCGAACCGACGAAAAAUUAGCCUUGACGACUGAUCUGGGCACCAUCAUCAUUCACAUGAGACCAGAAUUGAGUCAAGGAUCGGUUGAUUAUCUGCAUCGAGUGGUAGAAGAGGGUUGCAAAACGUGUCGCUUUUAUCGCUGCGAACCAGAGGGUAUCUUACAGGGUAUCAUGGACAUGAAGAAUCCCCGCUACAAUACCGAACUAGGGCCCUGUCCCAAGGGAUCGGAAAACGUCCCCAACGACUGUCCCGAAUGGGAUAAGCAUUGUGGCUGUCACGGUCCCGUCAUGAAACGAGGAAUGGUGGCAUGGGCGGCGGGACAAGCCGGUGGUCCCGACUUUUUCUUGUCCAAUUAUCGAGAACCGGCCACUUGGUGGGGGACGCAACACACCAAUUUUGGAGAAAUCUUGCCGGAAGAUACGGAAAGCUUUGCCGUCAUUGACAAGAUAUUCAAGCUGCCCUCCAAGGACGAACAAGGCCUGACCUUUAUCAAUAAACCGGUCCAUUUCACAUUGAGUUGGAUGGAAUAAUGAUGAAAAUGGCAGCAAGCUAUAUUUAUUUGAUGGAUAAAUGCAAACAACAAAAAGACUUGCCGCUGGACAAAGCAGGCAAUCGGAUAGACUUCAUGAUACGGUGCUACUUACCGCAGGGACUCGUGGUCACUGAAAACGAGGAAGCAUGCAGGUGGAAAACCUUCAACAGAUACCCAGCCAACAACCGUUCCUCCAGCCACUUUGGGCUACUAGCUAGGGCGUGGUUCAGCCGUCCAUGCAAAACUGCUCCUCUUGUUACAGGGCAAGCUACAUGUAUCUUCUGCAGAAUGUGUACCGUACCAACAGUUCCAAUCAACAAUCUGUAGAAAAGAGCUAGUAUGUAUGCGCUUCGUUCCAAAAACUGACCUUUACUACCGGUACUGCAUUGGAAGAAAAUAAUAGGAUCCUUUGUUCUUCUCCCAGUUUGAGCGCCGGGGUCAGAAAGGACAUGCAGCGGUGGUCGUUCUAUAGAUAAGAAGACCUUGUUUCGACCGGCAAUGUAGCCCCAACUAUAUGACGCGGCACUGACGAGGUCCAGGGAGGAUUGAAUAACAACCUACUUGCCCUCUCUGAGCUCAAUGGUAAAAGCAUCCUGCUAGCCACUGACCUUCUCAUGGUUGACACGAUACUUGUCAUCCUGCACAUCCAAUUCUGCAUUGGAUCCACCAGUCUCCAGUCUCCAAUACCAGACUCAAUGUGCAGUACGGUAGGAAUACAGGUAGUGUGCCUUGAUUCCAAUGGGGAUAUGCAAUCCAGUUCCAUGUGCAGACUUGCAAUUGGGGCUACUGCUAACAGCUAAGUACUGAGGAGGAAGACCAAGUCACACCUCCACGUAUGUUUAUACCCAUGCUCAGACAGGAGGGC